UCCAUAGUUUAUUUUGUUAAAUAUAUAAGCUUUUUAUUUGAAGUUUUAGUAGCAUAUAAUCUGAUUUAUAGGCGGAGUAAUUUAGUAGGAGUGUGAGUUAAUUUAUGUAAGUUGAGAGUGAGAAGAUAAGAAUAAUAGUAUUUGUGUAGACCAAUCACAAUGCUCCAAUUCCAUGCAGAUUUUGGAAAGUUUGGCAGUUGGAUGGAUAUCUCCAUCUCCAUCUCCAUUAAUUAAGAGUGGAGAUUCAUAGUUACACUCUCAAUCUCACCCUUCCGCCUCUCUCUGCUUACGCUCUCACUUGGAAUUUCAGCUUCGUCUCCCAUCGCCGGCUCUGAAUUCGUCUCCGUCUAGUCUACGUAUGUUAUACUUCCCCUUUCCUUUCAGAUCUGUAAUUUUUGAAACUUAAUUUCGUUCCUACAUUUUGAAAAAAUUACUGCCUUUGAUGAGUUGAGUAUAUAUAUGAAUUUUUAGGAGUGCUACAGUGGCGGACACAGUAAGGCUUAAAAAGGGUUAUUUUUCUUAAUUUUUGCUUGUAAAUUUUUGAAACUUUGGAGAGUCAUCUUCUCCAGCCCUCACAAAAUCAAUGGCUCUGAAGAGAAAAUGUUCAAGGUUGAAUUGUUGGAAGGGGCUGAAUGAAUCUGAGUUUUCGAAAUUGCAGAAGAAAGCAAUAAUGGCCUUUGGUGGUUCAAAAGAGAAGAUAAUGAACAAGACACAAGUCAUGGCUACAUUACUACUCAUGCUUACUGUAUUAUCUUUGGUUGCGCCCCGAAUCCAAGCAGACCACAACGUCACCAUUUCUCUAUUGGACUCCGCUAUUGCCAUAGGAGCUGUCUGUCUCGAUGGCACCCCUCCGGCCUACGCUUAUAGCCCAGGGUUUGGUGACGGUUACCACAACUGGCAUGUAUAUCUUGAGGUAUACAAAGAUGAAUAACUUCCUCGAUUUUAUUGAGAAACACGAUAGAUAGAUUCAAUAAAUAGUAUUGAACUCUGAAUUUGAAUGUACACGGUUCCACUUAGUAAUAAUUAAAUGAAAUCAAUCAUUUUAUUUUUCCCAGAAUUAAAUUUUUAUUUUAAACUUGAUUUUAAUUUGAUCAAUAUUAUUUAGUGAAACUGUGAAAGCAUUUAGGAGUAUGAGAAAACAAUGAUAAUAUAGUAGUACAAAAGAAAAGAUUAUGGAAAAUGGAAAUCAAGGAAAGGAGUUUGAGAGAAAUAUAAGGAAAGAAGUGAUCAAUUGUGGGGCCCUGGUUAUGAAGCAUGGUACUGUCAAGAAAGGAAAAGGGAAUAUCCUACACACCAAGAAAGGAAAGAAGCAUAAACCACUCUAUUCUAGGAAGAAGAAUCAAAUCAAUAGGGAAUUGAUACAAUUAGAAUAAAUUGAUCUUUUCCAUAUUUAUCUUGUAUUUACAACUAUAAAAGGGAGUGCAUUGUACACAGUGAAAUAUAAGAUAUACAACAGAAAUCCUACGAUACUUACAAUGUUUUCUA
Salvia splendens (bonfire salvia) is the source of this 1485-nucleotide messenger RNA. RefSeq names its product pectin acetylesterase 11-like. The record is from RefSeq and is a predicted model, not a curated record. Gene Ontology annotation, molecular function: pectin acetylesterase activity. Gene Ontology annotation, biological process: cell wall organization. The coding region runs from base 584 to 931 and encodes 115 amino acids. The transcript is spliced from 3 exons. NCBI's taxonomy places the organism in Eukaryota, Viridiplantae, Streptophyta, Magnoliopsida, Lamiales, Lamiaceae. Gene Ontology annotation, cellular component: plant-type cell wall.